This is a messenger RNA of Molossus molossus (Pallas's mastiff bat), 1205 nucleotides long. RefSeq names its product alpha-2-glycoprotein 1, zinc-binding (gene AZGP1). Gene Ontology annotation, biological process: immune response. The coding region runs from base 108 to 992 and encodes 294 amino acids. Gene Ontology annotation, cellular component: external side of plasma membrane. The record is from RefSeq and is a predicted model, not a curated record. The transcript has 5 exons. NCBI's taxonomy places the organism in Eukaryota, Metazoa, Chordata, Mammalia, Chiroptera, Molossidae.
GGAAAACAUCUGCACAGCCGGAUCUGUGUAUCCUGUUUCCGCACAUUCAGUAGUCUGCACCAGGACCUCAGGAAGUACAGUACCUUCCACCCAACACAGUGAGCACAAUGGUGCCUGUCCUGCUGUUCCCGCUGCUUUUUCUGGGUCCUGCAGUCGCCCAGGAGACCCAGGAUGGGCUUUAUUCUCUGACCUACUACUCCAUUGGGAUAUCCAGGCCUAACGAGGGCUUCCCCAGCUUUCAGGCCACUGGCUACCUCAAUGACCAGGCCUUCCUCCACUAUGAUAGUGAAAGUGAAAAGGCUGAGCCCCUGGGCCCAUGGAAACACGUGAAAGGAAUGGUGGACUGGGAGGAAGUAAGUAAAACUCAGAAGGCCAGAGGAGACUUCUUCUUGAAGAACCUGAAAGAUAUCAUGGACCUUUACAAGGACACAGGGAAUCACACCAUGCAGGAAAAGUAUGGUUGUAAAAUCCGGAAUAACAACUACUGUGGGGCAUUCUGGACGAUUGCCUAUGAUGGACAGGACUACAUCAAGUUCGACACAGAAAUCCCAGCCUGGAUCCCCCUGCAACCAAAAGCUCUGAACACCAAGGUGAAGUGGGAGACAGAGGGUUCUGUGUGGCGGGCCAAGAGCUCCCUGGAAGAAGAGUGCACCCAGAAGCUGCAAAAAUACCUGCAAUACAGCAGGACAUUCCUGGACCGUCAAGAUCCUCCCUCUGUGUCAGUCACCAGCCAUGGAGACUUAGGACACAUCAGGAUCCUCAGGUGCCUGGCCUACAACUUCUACCCACGACCAAUCAGUGUGUACUGGACUCAGGCAGGCAACGUAGUGGAGACUGAGUCAUGGGGAGAGGGUUCUCUCAGUGAAAAUGGCACUUACCAGGCCUGGGUGGUGAUAAAAAUCCCCUCUUCAGACAGAGGGCCCUACUCCUGCCAUGUGCAGCACAGCAGUCUGGCCCAGCCCCUUGCUGUCCUGUGGAAUGAGAGGCAGUAAUCUGGGGCUAAAGGCACCUCAGGGUCUGGAGAUCAGUAACCACCCUUUUGUCAGAAUACGGGAGAGAGAAGCUCUAGAAUGACUGUCAUCGCCAUCAGCGAGGCCCAGGGAAGCAAUGAAUUUGGAGACACAAGACUUGAAUGCUGGGCACUGAGAUGACUCACUGCUACAUCCCCCUUAGAACCAAGUAUCUAUUCUGUGAAAUUUAAUCAA